Heterotrigona itama is the source of this 2036-nucleotide messenger RNA. The record is from the annotation of a GenBank genome assembly. NCBI's taxonomy places the organism in Eukaryota, Metazoa, Arthropoda, Insecta, Hymenoptera, Apidae.
AAUAGAUAAAAAAAAUGUGUGAUUUCUGUUCACUAUUACAUUUUGAUAGAAUUGGUUAUACGGUAACAUCUACUUGACCUUUAUUAAAUACUGAGCGACAAAGAAAUUAAUCAUAUUUAUCAAAAAUAGAACCAAUAAAACCUGUCAGGUGAAAAUUUAAUAACAAUUUAUUGUAUUCGAAUAUAAUACAGAUUUCACAAAUUAUGUUCACAUCUAUUGCGUGUUCAUUAACAUAUUUUAAUUGCAUAUUGGAGAUUUAAACAACCUUACAAUUCAUAAACAAAUUUAAUGUAUCACCUUAUUAUAGAAGGAGGCUUUGGGUACGUGGUGUAUAUAAAUUACUUCCUCUUGAUUUUCUACCAAAUUCACCUAUAUUAUCUCGACAUACCUCUGUUCCACCUAUAGAAAUAACUAUAUAUUGUCGUCGGUAGCGUUGGUUACAUACAUAUUUAUGCUAAUGCAUAAUUUGUAUGAAUAUACGUACAUAUAUUUAUAUAUAUAUAUGUACAUAUGUAAAUAAUAUAUAUUCAUGCAUGUAGAUUUGUGUCCAAUUUAUAUAUUGUAAAUUGUAAACUAUUAAUAACGUGCUUUCUUAUAUUACGUUACAAGAAGUAAGGUUAUGUUUUUAUUUUAACAUAUAUAAAAAUAAUUAUAUUUUCAAUAAUUAACCAUUAUGGAAGCUAUAUGGAACCACAUGCAAUUAGAAUGUCCCCCCAAUGCGGUUUGUCAUGUUGAACGUCAAAAAUUUGAUGCAACUGCAUUUUUAUUAACAUUGGACAAAAUUAUAAAGGAUUUAACUUCUCAAGAAAUGUUACACAAAGAAGCAGCAAUUUUAAGUAGAUUAAUUUAUCGUAUGAAAAGAAAAUUUCGAAGUGACAAAGGCAUAAAAUCAAUGCUUAAAGUAAAUAAAGCAUUGCUCAGAUACUUAUCAUUGUCACUUGAAAAAGAAUAUGAAAAUUUGAAGAAUCAUGUUGAAAUAGAUCAAAGAUAUGUUACAUUAUCGAGUAGACAAAUGGUAGAAUAUGUUUUAGUUAAAACACAGGGCUUUGCAAAACUUAUGUUACAUUUAGAAGAGGUUUCUAAACAAGCUGCAUAUUUUCUUAAGUGUAGAAUACAUUUAGGUCAUGCUUGGUCCAUGGCUAUUAUUUCAUAUGCUGUUAUUAGUAGAAUAUGGAUUUUAUCAAGAUAUUUACUUAAAAAAAUAUGUACUUGGUAUAAUGACCUAUAUCAGUAUCUACACUUAUUUGAAAUUGUUGGAGUACCUUGGCUACCUAAAAACUAUGAACUUACAGAUGAUUUAAAAUCAUGGCUUGUUCCCAAUGAUUAUGGAUUAAAAAAUACAAUGUUUAAAUUAAUUACUCCUUACGAUUCAGAUGAAGAUUUAGUUUCUAAUAUAAAAAAUAACAAUAAAGAAACAAGAUCUGAAAAUCCAGUUUCUUGGUUGGGAAAUAAAAAUAUUUCAAUUCCAAAUGAGAUUGCAACUGUUACUUCUAAUAAUGAUAUAGGAGAAAUUGUAGAUCGUCACGCUUUUAAAUUAGGAUGUAUUCAAAACGCAUCAACAACUGCUGAAGAGAAACAAAAAGAAUUCACAAAAGUUGUUAAAGCAAAAGAAAAAGCAGCAAAUUUUAAAAAUAGUCAUCAAGAGUUUUGUGUCGAAAAUUUAGGAAACGAAUUUAUAAUUGAAAAGAAGAAGAAAAAUUCUAAAAUAAAAUUAAAAAAUUUGACAAAAAAAGAAAUUUCAGAAAAAUUAAUUACUUUCGAUAAUGUUAACAAUAAGUCAGAUUUAAAAUUACUUCUAAGUAAAGAAUCAUACCCUGGUUUAGAUAAAUUACAAUGGAAUAUAAUUAAAAAUAAAAGCAAAAAAUUAUUAGAUAAGUUGGAAAUUUGUUCUGAUGAAAUCAAACAAUCAGUUCUAUUUAAAAAAAUAAUAGAACGUAUAAAAAAUUGGAUUGCUUAAAUAGAUGGUGCGUGUAUCGAAUGGAAAAUAUUCACACAUAAAAAUAAAUAUUUUUUAAUGAAAAUCGUGUUUCAUUUUU